Molecule: messenger RNA, 3549 nt
Organism: Tetrahymena thermophila SB210
Lineage: Eukaryota; Ciliophora; Oligohymenophorea; Hymenostomatida; Tetrahymenidae
Product: kinase domain protein
Exons: 29
Biological process (GO): activation of GTPase activity; protein phosphorylation; nucleocytoplasmic transport
Cellular component (GO): perinuclear region of cytoplasm; cytosol; nucleus
Molecular function (GO): small GTPase binding; ATP binding; protein kinase activity
Source: RefSeq, a predicted model, not a curated record
AUGGGGCCUCCUCUUUACCUCCUAUCAGAUUUGGCCCUUCCCUCCUACCAAGGAGACCGCUGGUAACAUUCACAUUUUUACAUGGAAUUUUUCGAAAUAAAGGGGGCGGUAUAGGAUUCGAACCCCCGAUAUCACUGCUAAGACCCUCCGACUCGCCCACUCGAGCCGCUUAGCCCUUCUUAAAUUGGUGAUGAAGGUGCAUCAGGCUUAGGUUCUGGUUUAGCAAAUUGCAUUAAUCUCUCAAAAUUGGAACUUUAUCUUCAUAAUAAUAAAAUUGAUGAUUAAGGUGUAUCAGGCUUAGGUUAUGGUUUAGCAAAUUGUAUUAAUCUCUCAAAUUUAAUACUUCAUCUUGACGUAAAUCAAAUUGGUAAUGAUGGUGCAUCAGGCUUAGGUUCUGGUUUAGCAAAAUGCAUUAAUCUCUCAAAUUUGACACUUUAUCUUAGCUAAAAUCAAAUUUCUGAUGAAGGUGCAUCAGGCUUAGGUUCUGGUUUAGCAAAAUGCAUUAAUCUCUCAAAUUUGACACUUGUCCUUUUUGAAAAUUCCAUUGGUGAUGACGGUGCAUCAGGCUUAUGUUCUGAUUUAUAAUAUUGCAUUAAUCUCUCAAAUUUGACAAUUGAUCUUAGUUCCAAUUAUAUUUAUGAAACUGGUGCAUCAAGCUUAGGUUCUGAUUUAGCAAAUUGCAAUAAUCUCUCAAAUUUGACACUUGAUCUUUGUUGGAAUUAAAUUGGUGCAAAAGGUGCAUCCGGCUUAAGUUCUGGUUUAGCAAAAUGCAUUGAUCUCUAAAAUUUGACACUUAAACUUAAUCACAAUUAAAUUGAUGAUAAAGGUGCAUCAGACUUAGGUUUUGGUUUAGCAAAUUGCAUUAAUCUCACGCUUGAUCUUAGUUACAAUUAAAUUGGUGAUAAAGGUGCAUCAGACUUAGGUUUUGGUUUAGCAAAUUGCAUUAAUCUCACACUUGAUCUUAGUAGCAAUUAAAUUGGUGCAAUUGGUGUUUCAGUCUUAGGUUCUGCUUUAGUAAAUUUAACCAAUCUCUCAAAUUUGACACUUGAUCUUAGUUACUAUAAAAUGGGUUCAUUUAGUGUUUCAGGCUUAGGUUCUCAAUUAGCAAAUUGCAUUAAUCUCUCAAAUUUGACACUUGUUCUAAAUGCCAAUUAAAUGGGUGAUGAAGAUGCAUCAUGCUUAGGUUCUAGUUUAGCAAAUUGCAUUAAUCUCUCAAAUUUGACACUUGAUCUUCAUGAGAAUAAAAUUGGCGAUGAAGGUGCAUCAGGCCUAGGUUCUAGUUUAGCAAAUUGCAUUAAUCUCUCAAAUUUGACACUUAAUCUUCGAGGCAAUUAAAUUGGUGCAAUUGGUUUAUCAGGCUUAGGUUCUGCUAUAGCAAAUUGCAAUAAUCUCUUAAGAUUGAUACUUGAGGUUCGAAAAAAACAAAGAAAAGAAAGUAAAAUAAAGCGAUUAUUACUAAUCAUGCAAUAAUAGUAAGACAUUGAACCUAAAUAUAAAGCACCUGUAGAGAAAUUUUAACAAAUGUUUGAUGACUACGUAAUGAAAUAUGAUCAGAGUAUGAUAUUUGAUAAAGAUGAACUAGAAUUGAUUUACAAUGAGCUUCAAAAGAAGAAGAUAUACUUAACAUCCUACAUUUCACAAGGUGCUUAUGGAUGUGUUUUUGAGGCUAAGUAUAAUGAUGAAAUUGUAGCUAUCAAAUGCAGUAAAGCUAACUUUGAAAAAAUCAAUGAAGAAGAAAAAAUACUGAAUUUGUUAAAGGAGACUCCUUAUGUUUUUAGAUCUAUCUAAGGGUUUUUAAAUGAGAAAAAAUCGAAAUACUAUCAGAUUUCUAAAAGAUAUUCAUGUAAUCUUAAAGAUAUAAUGCAAAGCCUCUUUGAUUAGAAAAAAACACUACCACUCAACUAAAUAAUUGGUUUUGCUAUUCAGAUGUCAACAGUUUUUAAUAAAAUUUAGUAAAAUAAUUUUAUUCAUUCUGAUGUUAAACUAGAGAAUAUUCUUUAUGAUAGCUAAGAAAAAUGUUUUAAUCUAUGUGAUUAUGGAGAUUCUAAAUUAUUUAAAGAUGGAUCAUGUACCUAGAAUCUCAAAGCCUUUACAAGAAGGUAUGCAGCUCCUGAAAUUACAGAUUUAGAAAAUGGUUCCUUCAAUAUCAAAUAUGAUAUUUAUGGCUUAGGUAUUAUUCUCCUUGAAUUAACCCUUGGAUAGUUUCUAAAAGAAGAAGAUUGUACUUUUAUCAGAAAUGGAAACUUACCAAAUUAUUUAAGAGAAAAGGAUUUAUUUAAAGAUAUUAACUAAAUUAUAAUUAAAAUGCUUGAAAAAGAGCCUUAAAAAAGAAUUGAUUCAUUUGAACUAACUAAAGAAUUAAAUGAGUUAAGACUAAAACUGGAAAGUUAGUUUAUUUGUGCAGUACAGGACAAGUUGGAUUUUUUUGACUCCAAUCUCAUGAUAUCUAAAUUCAAACAAUCUUUUGUUAAAUUUAACUACACAUGCAAACAAAAUGAAGUCAGGUUAGAUGAAUAUGCUUUUAGCGAUUAUGAAAACUUCUCUAAAAUCUAUGAUUUUAUACAAAAUAGGCAUAUUCGUCACCUAGAUCUUAAUUUAGAGCCACCACUUUUUUAAUAUAAUAACCUUAGUGCAAAUGAAGCUAAGAAAAUUGGAAUGAGCUUGGAGAAGUGCAAAAAUAUAACAUCUUUGAAUCUGAAUUUAUAGCGUAAUAACCUUGGUGCAGAUGGAGCUAAGAAUAUUGGAAUGGGCUUAGAGAAGUGCCAAAAUAUAAUAUCUUUGAUUCUAAAUUUAAGGGAUAAUAAGCUUGGUGCAGAUGGAGCUAAGAACAUUGGAUUGAGCCUGGAGAAGUGCAAAAAUAUAACAUCUUUGAAUCUAGAUUUAUAGUAUAAUAACCUUGGUGAAAUGGGAGCUAAGAAAAUUGGAAUGAGCUUGGAGAAGUGCCAAAAUAUAAUAUCUUUGAGUCUGGAUUUAUGGUAUAAUAACCUUGAUGCAAAUGGAGCUAAGAAUAUAGGAGUGAGCUUGGAGAAAUGCCAAAAUAUAACAUCUUUGAAUCUAAAUUUAAGGUAUAAUAAACUUGGUGCAGAUGGAGCUAAGAAUAUUGGAAUGAGCUUGGAGAAGUGUAAAAAUAUAAAAUCUUUGAAUCUAGAUUUAUAGGAUAAUAACAUUGGUGCUGAUGGAGCUAAGAAUAUUGGAAUGAACUUAGAGAAGUGCCAAAAUAUAACAUCUUUGAAUCUAAAUUUAAGGGAUAAUAACCUUGGUGCAAAUGGAACUAAGAAUAUUGGAACCAGCUUGGAGAAGUGCCAAAAUAUAACAUCUUUGAAUCUGUUUUUAGAGGAUAAUAACCUUGGUGAGGAAGGGGCUAAGAACAUAAAAAUGAGCUUGGAGAAAUGCUAAAAUAUAACAUCUUUGAAUCUUAAUUUAAAGUAAUUUAACAAAUUAUCAAUUUAUUAAACUUGUCUUAAUUAUUAUAUUUGCGAAAUUUAAACUUAAAAACAAAUGGAUUUAGAAAAUUAAUUUAUUGAUUCACAAUUGAUAAAUAGUAUUUGA